Amphiprion ocellaris (clown anemonefish) is the source of this 2090-nucleotide messenger RNA. RefSeq lists its product as uncharacterized. Gene Ontology annotation, biological process: biosynthetic process. The record is from RefSeq and is a predicted model, not a curated record. Bases 297 to 1439 code for a protein of 380 amino acids. Lineage: Eukaryota; Metazoa; Chordata; Actinopteri; Pomacentridae. The transcript is spliced from 9 exons. Gene Ontology annotation, molecular function: strictosidine synthase activity.
AGUGAUGGAAAAAACAAAAAAUCGAAACUAAUAAAACAUUAAUUCUUUAAAAAAAAAAAAAAAAAAACAUAUAGAAAAAACACCCAGUAAUAAUGCCUAAUUCAUGUACUUCCUCUAAAUUUCUCAUCAAAAAUUACGUUCCUGAAACAAAGCGGCUCUUAUUUUGAAGGUGAACAUCGGAGGUGUUCGGUUUCACUCGGGUUUGUUUUCGGCGCCGCUUCGUGCCAGCUGAGAGCACAUUGAUUCAGACUUGUUUGAUCCAGCAGGAGGGCGAGACGCUCAGCUGAAACUCAGACAUGUUGGGAAGGAGGUCUUUGUUCGUGGCUCUGCUGGCUGUAGCCGUUGGACUUUACCUGCUGCCAUCUCCAAUAGACCCCAAACCACAUGUACUGAAAGGGCCUCCUCCGGCCCUCGAGGGCCCGCUGGCCCUAAACACUCGUCUGCAGAAAGGUCGGAGGCUGUUCUCUGGGAAACUACACGGACCAGAAUCCUUCACUGCUGAUGAGGACGGUAACGUUUACACAGGAACGGUGGACGGGAAGCUGUGGAGGAUCGGACCUGACGACAGCCUCACCCUCAUCACACACAUGGGACAGAAUCUACCAGAAUGUGGAAGUAGCACAGACUAUGAGCCGGUGUGCGGUCGUCCUCACGGAGUUCGUCUGGAUCGUCACGGUCAGCUGAUCGUUGCCGAUUCUUACUUGGGGCUGCACAGCGUCGACCCCAGAACCGGAGAAAAGACGCUGCUGGUGGCUAAUGCAGAAGGCGCUGAUGGCGUUCCCUUUGCUUUUCUAAACGGCCUGGAGAUUUGCCCUGAAACCGGGAUCAUCUACUUCACCGACUCCUCCAGCCGAUGGGGACGGAGACACGUCAAACUGGAGGUGAUCGAGCUGAACCGCCUCGGCCGUCUCCUCUCCUACGAUCCCCGGACAGGGAGUGUGAAGGUUCUGCUGGAUUCUCUCUACAUGCCCAACGGUAUCGUUCUGUCGCCCGAUCAAAGCUUCCUGCUGCUGGCCGAGACCAGCAUCGGACGCGUACUGAGAUUUUGGCUAAAGGGUCCGAAGGCUGGCACCAAAGAGAUCAUCCUGGACAACAUGAUCGGUUACCCCGACAACAUCCGCCUCAGUGACCACGGAACGUUCCUGGUCGGCAUAACAACGCCUCGCUUCUGGAAGUUCCUGCCUCCCUUCCUGGAUAUGAUUGCUCCGUACCCAGCGGUCAAACGCUUCUUGGCCAAGGUGAUUCCUCUGAGCGCGUACAACCUCCUGCUGCCUCGUUACGCUCUGGUUCUGGAGCUCGGUUUGGAGGGCGACAUCGUGGCGACGCUUCACGACCCGGAAGGCCGACUGACGUGGGCCAUCAGCGACGUCUUCCAGCACCGAGGCAGAACCUACCUGGGCAGCACCGACCUGCCAUUUCUGCCCGUCCUGGAGAGCUGAUCCUGGACCACGGCCGAGGGAACACUGAAGACUCAACAUAGGAUAGAACACUUUUUUAAAUUUUAGAUUUUUUUUUUGACAUCUGGAGGCUGCGUACAUCAUUUUGUGGUUUCUGGAGACAGUUUGUGUCCCAUCAACCUCUUUUGGAAGCAGAAAAUAGUGAUAAAAAGUGACUUUUUAGAGCAAAAAACAUGAAAAUAAUGAGCUAAAACUGUAUUAUAUUCAAAACAUACAAUGCAGUUUAAUCAUAGAAAGCAGGACAUGGAUCUGCUUUUACGUAAGAACAAAAAGUGUCACUUUUUCCUGGAAGUGAGCUUCAAUUAAAUAAAAACUUAAGAUGAACUGGUGAUAAAAUAACUCCAUCUAACUGGCUUCACAAGCUGCUUCUGCACUGGAUGCUUGCAGACAAGCUGCAGAAGAAGAAACUGGAAUAAAAGUUAAAAUCUUCAAUCAUCCUGUGACUUAUAUAUCUAAUAAUAGUUUAGUUUCAAAGCUACCGCUGAGAUUCUGGCCUUUAUUGUGAAAAUCUACUAACUUUCUUCCUGUAAAAUUUAAUACUAACACUGGAAAUUUUAACUGUAAACUAUAUAAAUGCACACUUAAUAUCAUGUUUGAAGGUGAGACUUGAAAAUAAAUAUUUUCUAUUAUAAA